Messenger RNA from Colossoma macropomum (tambaqui), 1316 nucleotides. RefSeq names its product GTPase IMAP family member 9-like. The record is from RefSeq and is a predicted model, not a curated record. The annotation marks the transcript as partial. The transcript has 3 exons. NCBI's taxonomy places the organism in Eukaryota, Metazoa, Chordata, Actinopteri, Characiformes, Serrasalmidae. Gene Ontology annotation, molecular function: GTP binding.
UCUGCUAUUAAAUAGACCUUUGUUUUAAUAUACACUAUGAUUUUAUGUACAACCGUCCAAGGUUGUUUUUUAUAUUAUGCUUUAUUAUACAUACCAUGAAUAUAUUCAUGUUAUAGAGAGGACAAAGGAACACCAUGGCCGAUCCUCCCAAGGUGACUGAAGAGCUAAGGAUGGUGCUUCUGGGUCGGACUGAUGUUGGAAAGAGUGCAACAGCCAAUGGAAUAUUAGGAAGUGAGAUUUUCAAAGAGACUGAAACUAUGAAAUGUGAGAUAGCGAGAGGGACAGUGGCCGGCAGAAACAUUUCAGUGAUCGACACUCCAGGAAUGAACAAUACAUCACUGUCUACAGAAGAACUGAAGAGUGAAAUGAAGAGAUGUGUCUCUCUGUCUUUUCCUGGACCUCAUGUAUUCCUGCUGGUGAUCAGACUGGAGAUGUUCACUGAGGAAGAGAAGAACGCUGUGAAGUGGAUUCAGCAACACUUUGGAAAAGGAGCUCUGAAGUUCACUAUGGUGCUCUUCACUGGAAGAGAAAAAAUAACAAAGGACAAAUGGUUGAAAUUUUCACAGGGUGAACAGAUCUGUGAUUUUUUGAGUAACUUUGGAGCUGGGCAUUUUGCAAUAAACAGAAAGGAAGAAAUAAAUCCUUCUCAGAUCACUAAGCUGGUGGACAAGAUCCAGAGCACUGUUCAGCAAAACAUGGGUCAGUACUACACUCAUGAAAUGGAAGAAGCUGCCCAGAGAAAGAAAAUAAUAGAAAAUGAGAUGAAAGAGAAGAAAAGUGAAGAGGUGGAAAAAUUAGAGACACAGGAAAGAGGGAGACAAAAACAGCUAGAAAGAUUGGAGGUAAAAAGAGUGGCUGUGGAGGACGAGAGCAGACCAAACAAAGAUGAAUCAGGAAAAGAAGAAGCAUAUAAACAUGUGCUAGAUGAUAGAGCUCUAAGCAAAGGAGAGAAUCUGGAAACUGUAAAGAGGGGACAAACUGUGGACAUCGUAUCACAGGAUGAAGCAGUAAGGACUGAGGAUUACAAGGGGGGGAAACAACUAGAGAAAGACAGAGGCAGAAGGACACAGAGGAAACUGGUUAAGCACAUAUAUGAGAGAAGAAUGUUGGAGGCCAAAUAUAUUCAAUCCAUGAAAAAUUUUAAACGAAAAGAGAAGAAUCUGAGGGAAAAGACAAAGAAACAAAGCAAGAAGACAAGAGCUGCAGAAGGAAUUACAUCUGAUUCAGAGUUUGUUCCUGCAUCAGAACUCGGGCUGGGGAGGACUGGAUGUGAGAAGAGAGCAGCAGGAAACACCAUCCUGGGCAGAGAGGAGAGG